This is a messenger RNA of Caenorhabditis elegans, 370 nucleotides long. It is a transcript of the gene urm-1, whose product is annotated as Ubiquitin-related modifier 1 homolog. Gene Ontology annotation, biological process: tRNA wobble uridine modification; protein urmylation; tRNA thio-modification. The transcript has 2 exons. Gene Ontology annotation, cellular component: cytosol; cytoplasm. The record is from RefSeq and is marked reviewed. The coding region runs from base 1 to 303 and encodes 100 amino acids. Lineage: Eukaryota; Metazoa; Nematoda; Chromadorea; Rhabditida; Rhabditidae.
AUGAGCACAAUUCCAGUCACAAUUGAUUUUUCCGGCGGAGCCGAGUUUCUCGUCAAAGCAAAAGCACAAAAGGUUCAGAUUCCGGCAGACUCUACACUCCGAGACGUGCUGAAAUUUGUCCGGGACAACCUCGUCACGGAUGUUCACCGGAUAAAUAUGUUGCUCAACGAUGACGCCAGCGAAGUUGCUCACGGAGUGAUUACCCUUAUCAAUGACACGGAUACCGGAUUGCUGUUAGAAUACGAUACGGUUAUUGAGGCAGGGGAUACGAUUACUUUUGUCUCGACGCUUCAUGGUGGAUGAACUCGGAUUUUUGCUAAUUGUUUUGUUUUUAAGCUGUUUUUUAAGUUGAUAAUGAAUUUGAAAUGUA